Messenger RNA from Aureococcus anophagefferens, 936 nucleotides. RefSeq lists its product as hypothetical. The record is from RefSeq and is a predicted model, not a curated record. The transcript is spliced from 2 exons. Gene Ontology annotation, cellular component: lysosome. Gene Ontology annotation, molecular function: cysteine-type endopeptidase activity. Lineage: Eukaryota; Pelagophyceae; Pelagomonadales; Pelagomonadaceae. Gene Ontology annotation, biological process: immune response. The annotation marks the transcript as partial.
AGCUUCGAUGCCUACGUGCAACACUUCGGCAAGACCUACGCGUCGGACGCCCACCGCGACGCCGCUUCGGCCCACUUCGAGGCGUCGAAGCGGCGCGUCGCGGCGCACAACGCGCGGGCGCUGUCCUGGCGCGCGGGCCUGAACCAGUUCAGCGACAUGAGCGACGACGAGUUCGAGGCGGCCGUGCUCAUGGACCCGCAGGAGUGCUCGGCGACGGGCGGCGUCGGCGCGGGCGCGGCCGCGGACCUGCCCGACGCGCUCGACUGGCGGUCGCGCGGCGUCGUCUCCGAGGUGAAGAACCAGGGCCACUGCGGCUCCUGCUGGACGUUCUCGACCGUCGGUGCCCUCGAGGCGCACCUCGCGCUCAAGCAGGACGCCUGGCGCGCGCCGCGCCUCAGCGAGCAGCAGCUCGUCGACUGCGCGGGCGCCUUCGACACCAAGGGCUGCGCCGGCGGCCUGCCGAGCCACGCCUUCGAAUACGUCAAGUACGCGGGGGGCCUCUCGACGGAGUUCUCCUACCCCUACCGCGGCGUCGACCAGGCCUGCGCCUUCAACGCGACCGCGUCGUCUUCGGGCCUGCCGACGAGCGCCGGCGUCGGCGUCGUCGUCCCCGGCGGGAGCGUCAACAUCACCAAGGGCGACGAGGCGUCCCUCAAGUACCACCUGGCGACGAAGGGGCCCGUGUCCGUCGCGUUCCAGGUCGCGUCCGACUUCCGCGACUACGCGUCGGGCGUCUACUCGUCGACGGUGUGCAAGAACGGGGCCAUGGACGUGAACCACGCGGUCCUCGCCGUCGGCUACGGCACGGACCCCGUCUCGAACAUGACCUACUGGACCAUCAAGAACUCCUGGGACUACUCUUGGGGGGACGAAGGGUUUUUCAAGAUGGAGUCGUUCGUCAACAUGUGCGGCGUCGCGAACUGCAACGCGUACCCG